AUGGAUAGCAAUAAUCGUAAUAGUCCUUAUAGUCAUAAUAGUCGCUAUAGUCGUAAUAGUCAUAAUAGUCGUAACAGUCCUUAUAGUCGUUAUAGUUGUUAUAAUCGUGUUUCAGCUGAGGUUUACUACGUGCGCGAUGGUCAUGUGAACAAUUAUGCGUUCAAUUUUAUUGUCCCGGUGCCGGGGAACGUGCGUGACAUAAAUUUUACCUGGCAAAGUUUGGCCGGUCGUGCACUGCCGUACAGCAUUAACGUUGUCACAUCGGAUCAUUCGGUAUUACCGCGUCCCGCCAUGAAUAUUUCGCAAAUUGGCGAAAUACCAACGACGGUGCAAACAUUUUCGAUCAGCUUAAAAUGUUCGGGAGCACGUGCCGCUGAAGUGGAUGUCACCAUAUCGAUUGAGGUUAUAUUGAAUCGUGCUCAGAACAAUGUAACGCAUUUGGUGUUUCGGCGUAAGAAAAUUUGCUUUUUGGACGCAGUGGAGGAGAACAAAGUGGAUGACCCAUUAUUGCUUGAGACAGUUGUGCCACCGCCGACAGGCAUUAUUACGCUGAUUGUUGGCAGCUUGGUUGCAUUGGCUUUAGCUGUUAUUAUAAUGCUGGCCACUUAUUGUAUACGUAGCAGUGAAAAGCAUCAAAAUCAUGGGCAACCGAUGCGCACCUCCAGUUUUCAGCGUCUGAACACAAAUCCGCCUUGUCAAACUGCAUCGUAUAUAACACCGUCAGGUAUUCCACCAACACAUGAUUCAUUGCCACGUAAAAGCGAACAACAACCGGAAGAAUUGCAUCGUCGGAUAUCUGAAUUAACAGUUGAACGCUGUCGUGUACGACUCUCCAGUUUACUGCAGGAAGGUACUUUUGGGCGUGUCUAUCGUGGCACUUAUAAUGAAAAUCAAGAUGUUAUAGUGAAAACUGUUGCGCAACAUGCUAGUCAAAUGCAAGUUUCUCUACUACUGCAAGAAGGCAUGUCCCUCUAUGGUGCUUCACAUCCUGGUAUUCUUUCUGUUCUGGGUGUAUCGAUUGAAGAUCAUACAACACCAUUCGUACUAUAUCCAGCCGUACAUAAUACACGUAAUUUAAAAGUAUUUUUACUGGAACCAUCUUGUGCACGUACUGUCACUACAAUUCAAACGGUUAUGAUGUCAUCGCAGCUGUCUAUGGCUUUGGGACAUCUACACAGUCACGGAGUUGUGCAUAGAGAUAUAGGAACCAGAAACUGUGUCAUCGACGAUCAGCUACGUGUCAAAUUAUCAGAUAGUUCACUCUCACGCGAUCUAUUCCCGGCCGAUUAUAAUUGUUUGGGUGAUAGCGAAAAUCGUCCAAUUAAAUGGAUGUCACUAGAAGCUUUACAGCAUAAACAAUUCUCUGAAGCUAGUGACUCAUGGGCUUUUGGUGUACUCAUGUGGGAACUAUGCACAUACGCCAAACAACCUUACGCUGAAGUUGAUCCAUUUGAAAUGGAGCACUACCUGAAGGACGGUUAUCGUUUGGCACAACCUUUCAAUUGCCCCGAUGAACUUUUUACAAUUAUGGCUUAUUGUUGGGCACUUUUACCGGGUGAAAGGCCCACAUUCGCACAACUGCAGGUUGGUUUAUCGGAAUUCUAUGCACAAAUCACUCGCUAUGUUUAAAUAUGAUCGUUUUUACGAUCUGAGAAUAACGGCGUGAGCAGUCGAUAUUGAUACUAAGCAAUAAUAUUGAUUAAGAUAAUCUAGUUUUUAAUGAGCCUGUAGUAGUUAAUAAUGGACUUGCAAUUAAUGUUGGUGUUCUUGUUUGAUGUUCACAAUUAUAAUAAAGAAAUAUUAAAAUGUGUAAGAUUAAAAGGAUUUAGGUUAAAGUAUAUGUCUACCAAAGAAGAAAAAAUCCAGUUGAGAAAUUGAAAGAGUUCGGAACUAUUAUGAAGAAAGCAGCAAUGACUGGAAGGCGAAAAUCAACAAAAAAAAAUUACUGCAAAACUAUAUUUGUUACUUUUAAUAGUUGAAAAAAAAACCGCAAUGUAAUAUAUACCUAAUUAUAUAAGUACACUUAUACAUAUAUAUAUACAUCAACAAUAUCUGUUAUAUGUAUCCAUACGUAAAGAAAGCCUAACUUAUAAAUGAAAAGAAAACU
Messenger RNA from Teleopsis dalmanni, 2107 nucleotides. It is a transcript of the gene dnt, whose product is annotated as tyrosine-protein kinase Dnt. Bases 1 to 1629 code for a protein of 542 amino acids. The transcript has 4 exons. Gene Ontology annotation, biological process: multicellular organism development; axonogenesis; cell surface receptor protein tyrosine kinase signaling pathway. Gene Ontology annotation, cellular component: signaling receptor complex. The record is from RefSeq and is a predicted model, not a curated record. Gene Ontology annotation, molecular function: ATP binding; protein kinase activity. NCBI's taxonomy places the organism in Eukaryota, Metazoa, Arthropoda, Insecta, Diptera, Diopsidae.